This is a messenger RNA of Aspergillus japonicus CBS 114.51, 1478 nucleotides long. Its product is annotated as putative MFS monocarboxylate transporter. Gene Ontology annotation, cellular component: fungal-type vacuole membrane. The record is from RefSeq and is a predicted model, not a curated record. Bases 54 to 1457 code for a protein of 467 amino acids. Lineage: Eukaryota; Fungi; Ascomycota; Eurotiomycetes; Eurotiales; Aspergillaceae. Gene Ontology annotation, biological process: transmembrane transport. Gene Ontology annotation, molecular function: transmembrane transporter activity. The transcript has 4 exons.
CUCUUCCCUCACUUCCUUAUCCUUCACCCCAACUUUGCUCCAUCCUGCUUGCAAUGGCUUCCUACGAAAUGGAGAAUGUUCGAUCUCAAAUACAUCGAGGACCUUCUAUCGAUCGGGUUCGACCGAGGGCUUCGAUGGAACUUGAACAACCGUUGCUGCCACCGGUCGACCAAGGCAGAGGAGCAUGGCUGAUCCUAGCAUCCUGCUGUCUUAUUCAACUUCCUGUGUGGGGUUUCUCCCUUGUCUCCGGUCUUUUCCAAGAAUACUUCGAGACUCACAAUGAACUUGAUGGAAGCACUGGAGGUUUGGCGAUUGUGGGAACCACAUCGAUGGGAAUUCUGUACCUGUUGUCGCCUAUCAGCUUUACCCUCCUGACCCGCUACCCUCAUCUGCAGAAAUACUGUGCCCCGGUUGGACUGGUUCUCAGCGUUGGAGGGUCGUUACUGUCAUCCUUCGCCCAGAAUGUCUGGCAAUUGAUAGCGACCCAAGGCGUCCUCUGUGGACUGGGAAACGGCCUCGUCUUCAGCCCAACGACGCUCCUUCUCGACCAGUGGUUCAUUCGCCGUAAGGGCCUUGCAUAUGGCAUCAUGUGGGCCGGCAAAAGCGUCUGCGGCGUGGCGUUGCCCUUCCUGACAAGCGCUGCUCUCGAUCGAUACGGAGCGAGAACCACCCUACGAGCCUGGACAGUUAUCACGCUUCUCACGACUUUGAUAGCACUUCCCUUCAUCAAGCCCCGAGUUCCUCCCGCGGCGUCCACGUCGCCCCAGCCUCUCAACCUCGCGUUCCUAAAACUGCUCACGUUCUGGACACUGGAGCUGGGAAACAUUAUCCAGAGUCUCGGAUACUUUCUCCCGAGUACCUACCUCCCAUCCUACUCGACAACGGCAGCCGGGCUGUCCGCAACGACCGGAACACUCCUUCUGGCUUUGUUCAAUGCCACCUCCAUCGUUGGCGGCAUCGUUCUAGGCUCCAUGUGCGACCGCUUCGCCGUCUCCAACAUCAUGCUGCUGUCGUCGGUGGGCUCGGGGCUAUCUGUGUUGUUAUUCUGGGGACUUUCUUCCGCUGCCACCAACCGGUCUUCUUCCUCCGAGCAUCUGCAGGCUCAUACCGCACUCGCCCUGUUGACGGUCUUCUCGAUCACCUACGGCUUCUUUGCAGGAGGGUUCAGCUCCACCUGGUCCGGAGUCCUGACGCAGAUCAAGCGGGAGAUGCCCUCCUUGGAGACGGGGCUAGUCUUUGGGCUUUUGGCCGGGGGGAGGGGUAUUGGGAGCGUGAUCAGCGGACCGCUCAGUGAGAGAUUGAUGCAGAGAGGUUCUGUUGUUGGGGUCCGUAGUGGAGUGAGCACGGGGUAUGCGACCGACUACGGAGCUGUGAUUUUGUUUACAGGGGUCACUGCUCUGCUGGGAGGUUGGAGCUGGGUUUGGAGCUGGAUGAGGAAGUUUCGGAACGAUCUGUAGUUUUGAAUACUUUAGUUUAGG